Molecule: messenger RNA, 4527 nt
Organism: Pygocentrus nattereri (red-bellied piranha)
Lineage: Eukaryota; Metazoa; Chordata; Actinopteri; Characiformes; Serrasalmidae
Gene: lrrc4.1
Product: leucine rich repeat containing 4.1
Exons: 2
Coding region: 1574-4246 (890 amino acids)
Biological process (GO): modulation of chemical synaptic transmission; synaptic membrane adhesion; postsynaptic density protein 95 clustering
Cellular component (GO): glutamatergic synapse; postsynaptic density membrane; plasma membrane
Molecular function (GO): protein binding
Source: RefSeq, a predicted model, not a curated record
GCGCGUGUGCAUGUGUGUGAGAGAGUGGGCGGAUGAGCUAAUGCACAAAAACACUGCAUCAAACCAAUGCACUGCUUGGAGCACAAUGCGUCAGCAGUACAUUCACGUUUCUACUGAAGGACAAAAGGGAGAGUGAGCGCAUGAGCUUAUGUCCCAGCUGCCUGCUUUCUACAGCUCAGCGAAACAUGCUGGAAAAAAUCAUCGGGAGCUGCUGCCGUACACAGCAACGGAAGCAGGAUUAAGGCAGGACCAACGGGGUUAAAAAGAACAGGGGGGGGAAAGGGGAAGGAAAAAAGAGGGAGCAAGAGAAUGCUGUUGCCGUGGGGACGCACUUCGCACUCCCAAUGCUCAUCCGGCAGUUCGAGCCAGGGGCUGUGGGACUGAGCUCUCUGACGCCUCUCUCAGCUUAGGACACUGCAGGGGCUCCAGCUCCGCGCUAUACGGAUACUUUUCAGAUCGACACUACGUCACAGGAGGGGAGGAGAAGCGUGGUCUCUCUCCCUCACACUCUCUCUCUCUCUCUCUCUCUCUCAUUCCAGGGAGCAGGAGAGUGUGCUCGAAAGCAGGAGAGAGCUUUCUCCGCUGAACAAGCUGUAUUGGGGUCCUGCUGGCACCAGUAUCUCUUCCUUCUGACACUCACUGACCUCCCUUUCAGGAGAAACUGACGGAUUACUGUGAAGAGUGCGGGAGGCAGGCUGCAGCCACCACUGUUUGUGCAUCUGUCAAGCUGGAGUGUGGAACUAGUUAAACGAAGAAAUAACCCAAUGACUGCAGUGUGUGUCACACAGCUUUUUUAACUGGCCGCGGCACGGGCAAAUCAAGCGGACGAGGGACAAGCCUUGGCAGAAGGAGGACAGCGCCUACAAAAACAUAUGCAGGCAUUCUACUAUGGAGACUGGAGGAAGGUAUUUAGCGGUGGCGUCAAGCGGCAGUUUCCAAGGACAAGCUUCUGCGAAUGAGGCAACGGCGAGCAAGGGAGCACGUCUCUGGGAGCGAAACUGGAAUGCUACCACUGCCUAAAGCUCUAUGGGCCUGCAGCUCUACUGCCUUCCUUUGGAUGCUCUUCUGUGGAUUUAUUAGGGGCCAUUUUGGCAUUUCUCUCUUGCUUUCUACAACAAAUACAAAAACCAAAAGGCUUUCCUUUUCUGUGGGAUAUAUGAAUCUUUAAAAAAAGAAAAAAAGAAAGGAAAAAAAGGGGGGAAAAGCAGCGCCUAUGUUGUGAUUGCAAAAAAAGGGACCUGUAAAUCUACUGAGGUAGGUGUCUGUUGUUUCCAACCCUUUUCAUACAAAAAAAGUCUUCGCUUUUCUUCUGUUCAUUACUCCUCAGCUUUUUUUACCUUUUACCUGCCUUUCUCCUGUACUUUCACACUUGGUCACUGAAAUUGCCCCUCUAGUUCAGUAAAUGGAAAAACAAGUUAGAGUGUUGCUUAACCCAGGGUGAGGCCAGCUUGCCUUUAACCAGAAAUAAACCCCUCCCCUCAACCCCCCUUUCCAUCUCCUCACCAUCACCCCAAGCCUCCCCAAUCCCUUCCCCCGCCCCCCAGACGAUGCUGAAUUAUGAACGUGCCACAUCAUGAGUCUCCUGGGGCGGGUAGCUGUGCGUCGAGCCAGGAAAGCCGCCCUGCUCUGUGUCGUCUUCUUCAUGGUGCAAGUGUGCGUGGAGGUGGCGGCGGGAGCGGCGGGACCCCAAGGCUGCCCGCCCGUCUGCUCCUGCAGUAACCAGCUCAGCAAGGUGGUGUGCACCCGCCGCGGACUCACCCGCGUGCCCCCUGGCAUUCCAACUAACACCAGGCACCUCAAUCUGAUGGAGAACUCCAUCGAAGCAGUGCAGGCUGACUCCUUCCGCCAUCUUCACCACCUCGAGGUGCUGCAGCUCGGGCGCAACGCCAUCAGACAAAUAGAGGUGGGGGCCUUCAAUGGCCUCACAAGCCUGAAUACCCUGGAGCUCUUCGAUAACCGGCUGACUGUGGUGCCUAGUGGCGCCUUUGAGUAUCUGUCGAAGCUGCGAGAGCUGUGGCUCAGAAACAACCCCAUUGAGAGCAUCCCCUCUUAUGCCUUCAACCGAGUGCCCUCUCUCAUGCGACUGGACCUAGGUGAGCUGCGAAAGCUCGAGUACAUCUCUGAUGGGGCCUUUGAGGGUCUAGUCAACCUCAAGUACCUCAACUUAGGCAUGUGCAACAUCCGCGGAGAGAUGCCCAACCUGAACCCGCUGCUAGCGUUGGAGGAGCUGGAGAUCUCAGAGAACUUCUUCCCUGAGAUCAAGCCCAGCUCCUUCAAAGGACUGACUUCGCUCAAAAAGUUAUGGAUCAUGAACUCCAAAAUAGGGCUAAUUGAACGCAAUGCAUUUGAUGACCUGACAUCACUGGUGGAGCUAAACCUAGCUCACAAUAACCUGAGCUCUCUGCCCCAUGACCUGUUUGCCCCACUGAAGUAUCUGGUGGAACUACACCUCCACCAUAACCCCUGGAACUGUGGCUGUGACUCACUGUGGUUAGCACGGUGGCUGCGUGAUUACAUACCCACUAACUCAACCUGCUGUGGCAGAUGUCACUCUCCUGCACAUAUGCGAGGCCGUCAGCUGGUGGAGGUGGACCGGGGUGACACUGGUGCAAUGCAGUGUUCUGCGCCUUUCAUCGCUGAUGCCCCAAGAGACCUCAAUAUCUCAGCAGAGCGGGUGGCUGAACUUCGAUGUCGAACAGCAGCCAUGUCAUCAGUGCGGUGGCUUCUGCCCAAUGGCACUAUACUGACACAUGCGUCCAGCCACCCACGUAUAACCGUGCUCAAUGAUGGAACUCUAAACUUUUCAAAUGUUCUGGUGGGUGACACGGGCAUGUACACUUGCAUGGUGUCCAACGCAGCAGGAAAAUCCAAUGCUUCGGCUUAUCUAAAUGUGAGUGCAGCGGAGCUCAACACAUCCAACCUCAGCUACUUUACCACAGUCACAGUGGAGGUGCUGGGUCCAACAUCAGAGCUGCCAAAAACCAAGACCACAACCACCACAGCAGGUGCAAGUACAACAACAACAGCUUCUCCCUCAGUCUUUCAACCAGUUUUCAUCUCAACGCCAACAGUCCUUCUUCAAAGCACUGAACUACCACCAAGUCGGCCAUCAGCCGUGCCAGCUUCCAAAGUGACAACAGGGAAGCCACCCAACCCUGCCAGCACCAGCCUGGAUGAGGUGAUGAAGACAACAAAGAUCAUCAUUGGCUGUUUUGUUGCAGUGACACUGCUAGCAGCAGUCAUGCUAAUCGUGUUUUAUAAAUUGCGGAAGCGGCAUCAACAAAGGAGCACAGUGGCUGCAGCCAGAACUGUAGAGAUUAUUCAAGUGGAUGAGGAGGACCUGCCUCCACCUGCCUCUGCUGCCAGUAUACCAGGGGAGGGAGCACUAACACUACCAGAGAUAAGGGACCAUAAUAGCAUCCACAAAUUGGAUUACAUAAACCACAAAUCAGACUACAGCUACCACAAACCCAAAACAGAUUAUAGCACCCAUAAACCCAAGUCAGAUUACAGUAUCCACAAACCCAAACCUGACUUUAGCACUUACAAACCAAAAUCAGACUACAGCAUCCAGAUUCCCAAGACAGACUACAUUACACACAACCCAAAAUCUGAUUACAACACGUACAAACCAACAAUGGAAUACAGCCCUCACAAGCCAUCUUCUGACUACACUCACAGAUCAUUGCCAGAUUAUCACAUACAUAAAAAACCUGACCAGAGUCCUUACAAACCUGGAUAUAGCACUCACAAGCCAGAUUACAAAUCUCAAACAGUCAAACCAGACUUCAGCCCUUUCAAACUAGACUACAGCAUGCACAAACCCAAAACAGACUACAGCAUGCACAAACCCAAAACCGAUUACACUCCCCACAAAGUUGCUACCAACUACAGCCCCUUCAAGAUGGAUUGCAGUCCCUUCAAACCGGACUACAGUGCAUUUAAGGCAGACUACAGCCCACUCAAAGCAGAAUACAUCAGCCACAAACCAGACUACAGCCCCCACAAGCCUAAAGUGGAUUACAGUCCUCACAAAGAAGACUACAGCCCCCAUAAGCUUGACUAUAGCACUCUGAAGCCCAAGUAUAACACCUACAAGCCUGGAGGACACGGAGCUAAAUGGACAGAAACCAACAGCAUCGGAAACUCUCUUCCUCGAACCUUGCCCAGUACCAUCACCACUAUCUCAGAGCCCUUUGUCAUAAAAACACAUGGGAAAGAGAAAGUACAAGAGACUCAAAUCUAGCCCGACAACCCCCAGCCCCAAAAAGAAAAAAUCAUGGCCAAUUCAUGGCCUGAAAAAUCAUCUCCCCAUUUCCUCUUAGACACUCCCAAGACACCCCCAUGAAAACAUGCAAUAGAAUGCACAAAGAGAAAAAGAGAGACUGUUUUUUGUACAGCGUGAAAAACCUAGAGACUGAUUUCUUGUUGUACAUGCUUAUAAAUAUAUGGGGAAAAAAAAAAAAAAUCAAAAACUAUCAUAGAGAAGCAGAUUAUAUUAAAAAAAUAAAUUAAACUAUUUUCUAA